Molecule: messenger RNA, 261 nt
Organism: Colletotrichum aenigma
Lineage: Eukaryota; Fungi; Ascomycota; Sordariomycetes; Glomerellales; Glomerellaceae
Product: putative hydroxymethylpyrimidine/phosphomethylpyrimidine kinase 1
Exons: 2
Coding region: 1-261 (86 amino acids)
Biological process (GO): thiamine biosynthetic process
Cellular component (GO): cytosol
Molecular function (GO): hydroxymethylpyrimidine kinase activity; phosphomethylpyrimidine kinase activity
Source: RefSeq, a predicted model, not a curated record
AUGGUCUCUGGGCGAGUACUGGUCAUCGCCGGCUCGGAUAGCUCCGGUGGAGCCGGGCUAGAGGCAGACCAGAAGGUCAUCGCGGCUCAUGGGUGCUAUGCCAUGACGGCCACGACCGCUCUCACUGCGCAAGACACCACGGGAGUGCACGACAUUCAUCAUGUGCCGCAGGACUUCCUGGUCAAGCAAAUUGAUGCCUGCGUAAACGACAUCGGCGUCGACGUCGCCAAGACUGGCAAGUUGCGCCUUUCCACCCUUUGA